Musa acuminata subsp. malaccensis (wild Malaysian banana) is the source of this 2219-nucleotide messenger RNA. Its product is annotated as protein ENHANCED DISEASE RESISTANCE 4. Gene Ontology annotation, biological process: regulation of defense response to fungus. NCBI's taxonomy places the organism in Eukaryota, Viridiplantae, Streptophyta, Magnoliopsida, Zingiberales, Musaceae. The record is from RefSeq and is a predicted model, not a curated record.
GUAUAAUAGUCAACGCAUGUUUCUUGAACCGGGGGAUUAUCGAGCGUGGACUUCACCGCAUCGUUCCAAGUCUUCCCUUUUGGCUCUCUCGUACACCAACACCGUUAUUUCAUACGGGGGAGGACGGGAGGGGGCUCAACGUUCUUCCGUUGACCAGCGUUCUCAACACGAUCUUAGAUGUCGAUUUGGUGUCGCUUAUGGCUCUCUUUUAAGAUCUUAUGACCAAAACAUUUGUUACCCUUCUUGUUGUCCACCUGAAAAGGGCAGUUGCUUGAUCUGCAUCCACUGUAGAUGGGCAUACGCUAAGAAGAGGAUGGAGGGGAGAUAGGAACAGAAGGAAGGAAGGAAAGAGAUGGAGGCCUCCAACCUGGAGAGCAAUCAGAAAAGUGCAUGAGAGAGGAUGGGGGUUUGGGAGGCAUCAUCUUUGUCUUGCUUCUCUCUGUGAGUUGUUGGAGUCACAGAACAACCAUGGCGAGGCUGGUGAGAUGCCCCAAAUGCCAUAAGCUUCUCGUGGAGUAUCCUAAUGUUCCCGUAUACCAGUGUGGGGGAUGUGGAAUCGCACUUCGUGCAAAGAAUCAAGAUGACACAGCAGAAAAUGCCGCCCCAGGAUCGCCCCAAGUCGACCAUCCUGAGAGUCAAUCAGACCAUGGUUUCUCAGAUUCCGGAUCGGCCUCUUCGGUCGUCAGAGCAACAACCCCUGCAACCAUGCAUGACCUCGAAGACGAUCGCCGUGGCAAAGGAAUCGAAGGCGGCGACUCUGAUGCCGGUGGAGCUUCUUCUAGCAGAGUCGAAGACGAGAACGAGCAAGUCGAGAACACUCCGAAGCCCGAUUUAGCCAGUGAAGUGGAGCGAUCUUCUCGCUCUGUUGGCCACAGCAGUGCCUCAGAGGAAGAAGACAUGGCUGGCACGGCUCGAGAUGAAGGAAUCUACGAUGCUCUCAAGUCUCCGGCUACGAUGAGCUCCCCUGCGUACGAUGGCAGUGUCUCAUCUUCAGAUGAUGGACGCAGUGCUCGUCAUCUGGCUAUGUCUCGAAGAACUUUUAAGGCCGCCUCUGCCGAGGCCAACCUCGAAUCCAGGUAUCUCGCACCCAAUCCAUCAAAUGAGAGGAACAGCUCGCGUACGAUGCGAAGCUUUGACGCCAUCGGAGAUGGCAGCUCUUCCAGAUGCGGCAGCGAUGAAGUUGGAGGGAUGUCGUCGUUCGACUCCGACGAAUUCCAGUCCACGCACAACUGGAUGGCGCCCGAAAGGACACAUCUGCACGAUAAAGUGGAACUCUUGAGGAAGAUCGAUGAAGUGAGAGACCAUCUUGCAAAGUUCUGCGUCGCGGAUGCUGCUCAAGCCAGAAAUGCCACCUUCCCAAGGAGUCAUUUCUCCGAACAACAAGCCUACUGUUCCUGCUCCCGCUGUCUGCAAGGGCGUCGACCGCACGCGGCAAGUGUCCAUGACCUGCAUUCGCGUUCUUCGAGGUCCGGAAGUCUGCACAAGCACGACGGCCAUGAGGCGGAGAGGUCUGGUCCGAAAGACAAGCCGAAGCGCCAUUGUCGGCCCGUCUCGGGAGCUUCGCCCUUCGUCAUCUGCGACAAGUGCACCAAGUUGCUCCAACUCCCAGCAGACUUCCUCGUAUCGAGAAGGCGGGCGCAUAAGCUGCAGUGCGGUGAUUGCCAUGAAGUUCUCAGUUUGCCGUUUCCUGCCAUGGCUCGAGCUCAUCCUGAGGUGGAGAGGCACAACGAGGCAGAAUUGGGAAGGGACGCGAACUCCAUAGCGGCUCCACGGCUUCACCGGCUCAUGGGGUAUCAGUCCGCCAGUGAUCUGCUGUGCGAGCAACACGAAGACACAUCAACCGUGCGGCAUUCCUUUAGGGCUUCGGAGGCAGGCCGUGCCGGCAGUGAGUUUACAGGAAGAGGAAGCAGCUCUCCGUACCACGAGGAAGGCGAAUCAUCAAGAAGAACCAGAAGAGCCGCCGGACUGCCUCGUCCCGGAAUGCGGAGAGAGGACACGGGGAAUCAAAUCUGAAGCAAGGAUUGAGAACAGAUUCGUUGACUAUUUCGAUUCAACCACCGUGUAAUUGGGGUUGACUCAGAUAGAUGCGAAGCAGCUGCUCUUCGUUUUUUUCCUUAAUUUGAGUGGUUUGACUAGCGGUUGUGAAAUGUAAGACAUAUAUAUCGCUGAUGGACGAUGUCAAUGAAUUAUUUGAUUGCUGCAAUUGUUUGACACAGCAA